GACAGCUGUCAAAGUGAAAAUUUUCUUAUCAGUAGCUCGGGACGGGCAGAGUUCUACGUGAUCAAAAUCGCAAUUUUUACUAGGAAAAGUGAGAAUUUCUUGUGCAUUCGCUGCAGCUGUGUGCUGCAGAGUGUUUAAAGAAGCUGAAAUAGUAAAAGUUUUAUCCGCAACUUGGCCGUACCUAAAGAUAAACAGGAGAGUUCAUUGUACAGUGCCAGUCUCAAUCAAUAAAAACAAUACACGCACACACAUAUACUACCCCCACAAGUCGUGCUAUACACAUUGACAGCUGAUUUGUAAAUAAUGCAUUUGAAAACAGCGUAAUCCCGUGAUUUGGUGCGAAGAAAAAAGCGAAAAGCGAAAAUUUGGUGGAUUAAUCAUACUCACAGUACGCAUAAAGCCCGAUUGUUUGUGAGGCAGUGGGAAGCAGCUGCAGGUCAAGAUGCUCAAUACCAAUCUCGUUGUGCCCGUGGUACUUUGGGGCCCGAACACACCAACACACUGUGUGUCGAGUGUGUUUCUGUCACGGGACCAGAAAAUCCUUGCGACGGGUUGCUACGAUGGUCAAAUUUGUUUAUGGCAGGUGGACCCGGACACGCUCCAGAUGACCCCGCGAUGUCUUUUGGUAGGACAUACGGCACCGGUGCUGUGCCUAACGCGAGCGUCCAUUAUCCAGGAUAACAACUUCCUGGUUAGCUCGUCGGAAAACGGUGAGAUGUGCACGUGGGAUCUGGUGGAUGGAAAGUGCACGGAAAGCAUCAAGAUGCCACAGGUGCACACCAACAUCCAGGCGUACCACAUGGCCAACUGCGAUGAUAUCCGUCUGUUUUGCAACGGUUACUAUGCGGAAAUUAUGGUGAUGGAUCCGUUCAGCCUGGAGGUACUGUUCUGCCUCAGCUCGAAGGUAAACCCGGAUUGGAUUUCGGCCCUGCAUGUACUGCGACCAUCGAAGCGCAAGGACGACGUGGUGCUGGCCAUCACCACCACCGGUACGGUGAAGGUGUGGACACUGAUCGGCAACGAGAACAAGUACUCGGAACCAAUCUACGAGAAUGAAUCGAAACAGAUACGCUGCCUGAACGCCAUCACGAUGAACUGUUGCUCGCAGAACCAGCGCACCGUGCUGAUUGUUUGCGCCAAGUAUUGGCAGAUAUACGAUGCGGGUGAUUUUACCGUGCUGUGCAGCGUAAUUUCACCUUCCGGCGAACGGUGGAUGGGUGGAGAUUUCCUCUCGAACGAUCGGGUCAUCCUGUGGUCGGACGAGGGUAAGGGAUACUUGUUUCGCCUGCCAGCGAACAGCAUCCCGGACAAUAAGGAUUUCCAUGGUCCAUCCGUUGGAAAGGAUUCACCGUUCCUGUACUGCAUUUUAUCGCAAACGGGGGAGAAGCCCCUGUCCUGUCCACCGACCAUGAAACUGGUCACCUCGAAUCGUAGCGGAAAGACACAGAAAUAUCUGCUACGAGGUGAUUCGGAGGGUUACGUGAAUAUCUGGGCCGUGCCCGAUAUUUCGAUGGAGCAGAUUAAGCAAAUUCAAACUCAAAAACAGCAUCCGGCAUCUCUGGAAUCAACUAUUUGCACGUCGCUCCUUGAAGCGUGGAACAAAAUGAACCCGCUGCCGGUGGGCAUACUGGACCAGCUUUAUCAGAACAGUGAGCCACUGAUUAAGCUAACCGCUAGCAUUUACUUGCCACAGCAAAGUCGGCUAGUAGUUGGCCGGGAAGAUGGAAGCAUCAUUAUCGUUCCGGCCACGCAGACCGUCAUGUUGCAUCUGCUACACGGCAACCACCAGCAGUUCAGUGAUUGGCCACCACAUCAAAUCCUAAACGGACACAGCGGGCGGGUAAAUUGCUUGCUGUGUCCUUCGCUGGCACAUUCACGGUACGAAAAAGCGCAUCUCGUAUCGGGUGGAGUGGAUUUUGCCGUCUGUCUGUGGGAUCUUUACAGCGGCAAUCUGAUUCACCGGUUUUGUGUGCAUGCCGGCGAGAUUACUCAGCUGCUGGUACCGCCACCGACGUGCAGCCCUCGCAUCCUCAAGUGCAUCUGCUCGGUGGCAUCGGACCACUCGGUCACGCUGCUCAGCUUGCAGGAGCGUAAGUGUGUAACGCUCGCCAGUCGCCACCUGUUUCCGGUAAUUUCGAUUAAAUGGCGCCCGCUCGAUGAUUUCCUCAUCGUCGGCUGUUCCGAUGGGACGGUGUACGUGUGGCAGAUGGAAACCGGCCAUCUGGAUCGUGUGCUGCACGGCAUCCUAGCGGAGGAGGUGUUGAACGCGUGUGAUGAGAAUAGUGGCGAAACGGGCAGCAGCACUGGAUCUACGUCGGAAAUGGGAUUGGCGAACCCGGCCGUUCAUUUCUUCCGUGGUUUAAGACAUCGAAACAUAAACGCAAUACGGCACGCUACCCAGCGCGGAAUUCAUCAGCUACAGCAGCUACACGCACACAACAAUCACCAUGGAGACUUUUUGAUGAAGAAUCGAAGCAGCCCACUGAUUAUUCAGGGUCUGCGAACCAACCCCAAAGACGCCGAAAGUCACAUCCUCUUCUUUGACAUCGAAGGAUUGAUAUUUGAGCUGCACGCGGAAGAGUAUGCCGCCAUGAGCCCGAACACGCUAGAGGCUGAAGGCCUCUUGAUCCCAACAGGCACGGAUACCCAUGCGUCCGAUGCAGGAAAGAAAAUAUCAGAUUUCUUCGGACGCGUGAAAAAUAAGGCUGGCGAUAUGGAGAAAAUACUGAAAGAGAAAGAUAAGCAUGGAAUCCUCGCCAAAAUGAAGGAAGGCGCAGAGAAUGUUCAAACAAAGGUGCAGGCAAAGCUCGACAGUGUGGUGAAAAAUGUCGGAGAAACCGAUUCGUCGGAAAUUGCGAAGAAAAUCGCACCCCGCAUGGAAGCGACCCACGUGAUGGAGGUCGCACAGCUGCUGUUGUCGUUAAUCCACUCCUGGGGACUCGAUCCACAUUUGGACAAAGUGUGCGAAACGCAACUUGGCCUGCUGCGCCCAAUGAUUCCCGUGUCGUUCGGUGUGCUGUCGAAGGGUGGCUACAUGUCGCUGCUGUUGCCGACCUGGCAAAACAAUAUCGUUAUCAAUUCCACCCCGGACGAGCUGAAGACGGUUGCGAUGACGGCGGAACAGUUCCGACGGGAGGGUUUGACGAAGUUGUUUACCGCACGGCUUCACUGGGAGCUAAGCACGACACUUACCUCCAACCAUCUGCUAGCCAUGGUGGCCAUGUCUAACACGCUGAUGUCGAUGAAUAUGGCCACGUUCAUACCGGAGCAGGAGCGUGCCCGGAAGCUGCACCGCCAAUCGACGCGCGCCACCUGGAGCAACGAGGAGGAGCAGGAGGAAGCGUUCACCCAGCAGCAGGCUCAGAUAAAGCAGGGCUGGAGCCUGCUGUCGACCCACCACUGCUUCCUGCUGCCGGAAAAGAUCGAUGCGCUCGAUGCGAACAACUUCAAGCGUCCGCAGGUCGAGAUGAUGGCUAGAAGAUGGCAGCAUCACUGUUUGGAAAUCCGGGAAGCCGCCCAACAGCUGCUCCUCGGCGAGCUGGGCCGGAUGGGCAAGAAGGGCCGCAAGCAGCUGGUGGAAAGCUGGGCCCAAUAUCUGCCCAUGUACACGCACACGGAACCGAUCGUGCAGCAGGCGCCAAGCACGGGACAAUCGAACGCCGGGUCGCCCACCUCCAGCCCCACCGGUGGUCAGCCGGGCGCACUCGAGCACGAAGAAGAGUCGGAAGAGGAGGAGGAAGUAGUCCGCAAACCGUCCAGCUUGGCCGAACUGAAGCGCAAACAAACGACCGCCGUCGUGCUGCUCGGUGUGAUCGGUGCCGAGUUUGGCCAGGACAUUUCCGCCACCGAUGGUAAGCGUAGCAACGAAAACCGUCGCAAGAGUUCGGUCGUCGAAGGGUUCGGCAUCGGCAACAAUAAUCUCGCCCGUUCCACCUCGAUGGCACUGACGCAUCUGCUGCUCGCUCCGGCAACACCGAAGCUGCCCGCCUUCACGCCCUUGCGCCGGGCGGCAAUCGAUUUGAUUGGGCGCGGCUUCACCGUGUGGGAACCGUACAUUGACGUGAGCAAGGUGUUGCUGGGACUGUUGGAGAUGUGUUGCGACUCGACCCGGUUAAUACCGAGCCUGAACUACAAGCUGCCGCUGACACCGCAGGCCGACGCAUGCCGGACGGCACGGCACGCGCUGCGGCUGAUUGCGACGGCCCGGCCGGCCGCCUUCAUCACGACGAUGGCGCGCGAGGUAGCGCGGUACAACACGCUGCAGCAGAAUGCGCAGGCGAUAAGCGUCCCCAUUACGCAGUCGGUGCUACACCGGGCCAAGCGGGAGAUACUGCAGUGUGUGGAAAUGCUCAUCGAUAAGAUGCAGACGGAGAUCGCCAAUCUGCUCGUGGAGGUGAUGGACAUAACGCUGCACUGCGUCGACUCGGGUGAUCUUAAAAACAAAGGGCUGGCCGAGGUUAGCCCGCUGAUGUGUAAAUUCAAUCAAGUUUCACACUGCAGCGCGUCGCGCCGUAUCGCAGUCGGUGCUAGUAACGGCCACCUAGCCAUCUACGAACUGCGCCAAAACAAAUGCCAGAUGAUACCGGCCCACACCAAACCGGUAACGGCGCUCGCGUUCAGCCCGGACGGCAAAUUUCUGGUAAGCUACUCGUGCACCGAAAACCGACUCAGCUUCUGGCAGACGAGUGCCGGCAUGUUUGGGCUCGGUCAGUCCCAGACCCGCUGCAUCAAGGGCUACUCAACUGCACCGAUCCCGGACAUCGGACGGCUCAAUCCGAUGCGGCUGGCAAAGCUGAUCUGGAUCAACAACCGCACCGUGACGCUAAUGCUGGCCGACGGAUCCGAAACGCGGUUCAACGUUUAAUUUAAUCCAUCGUCCUUCUCUAGCUCAAUCUGCACUUCCUUUUGCGGUUUUACUUAACUGGGGCGCUAAUUUGAAGGUGUGUGAAUAUUUGUUGAGUUGUCGGUAAGCUUUUUCCACCAUAAGUUGUAGAACUGUAGGGUUAGUAUUGAUUGUUUUUUUUCUUUAUACAAUUGUGAGGAUCGGGCACUAGUUGAGCAGUUAGAGCAAACCUUCUAGAAAAGGCCACGAUGGCCACAAUAUGCACUGUCAUGUCGUUGGCAGCGACAUUCUGCGGCACAGUGAAAGGUGAUGUGGCCCGGUUCGAACCAACGCGAAUCCCAGAUGGGCAGUGGUUUGCCAGGGAAUUGCAUUAACUAAAUGGGUACAAGAAUUAGGGUGCUAGUGAAGCAUACAGUUUGGUCGAUCCCUGCUAGUCCGAUUGCUAUUUUCGGCGAUCGACUUUUUGCAAACGUAUCGGAAACGGUGGUCAAGAGCAAUGGCCGAUGGCCGAUGGGAGCCUCCGUUGAUUCCAAUUAUGACACGAUCGACUUAUAUAAUUAUGCAAAUUAGCUUCGUGUAUUCCACCUUCCUUUCGUGGAUUUUAAUCUUCUGAUGCUACGAUAACCCAUUCUUUCUUUCGCGGCCGGGUGCGCGUGCGCUAGCCGGUUUGAUCUUCUUCUAGUUGACCUAUAUAAGUUUCUGGAGAAUCGUUCGAUUUAGCCCGGAGAGAGAUGUUUCCUGUGUCUUGCUUUUGGUUGUUGUCGUUGUUGCCCUGAUAAUACCCUAAAGGGAAUGGCACUGCCGUUCUGUCCGCUGCUCCAGCGGGCUGAGAACCGUGCCCCGAUCUGGACGACUUUGGGGAGUAGAUAGUGUGACCUAAAUCAUGUCAGGCCAUCGAUGGGCGGAUGGCAUUUUUGCUUUUUGUUACGUCCGUUGCUGGCCAAUCUGUUUUGCGCUUCCUCCCGAUUUUUACCCCAGAGAAAAAGUAUUAAUAAUGGCAGUGACCUCUGGCGGGCGGAUACGUUUAUUAUACUUAGGAGCUUCGUCGUUCGGAGGUCUUGUCUUUGGUUUUGAUUCGUUCCCUGCGCUGCCUCAUUGCUGUAUGGUGUAGCGUUGUACUGUUUUGUUGUUUUCUUCCGCGAAUCCAUACAUCAUGAGAUAGAAGAAUAGCAAGUUUAUUAAAAGGCUAAAUAAAAUUGAACUUACGAUAACUACUAACUAACCUAAUCGAACGUUAAACCCCCCCCCUCGCUGAAAGUGUUGAACGAUUCCUGCAAGGUCGAGCCGACCGUUAAGCAUACCCACGUUGAAAGUAUUACUCAAAGACGAGUAUAAUUAUAUACACACAAAAACACACACACACACGCAAUAAUAUGUAAGCAAAACCUGUGUAAUUUAUUUGUUAGCGUAUUGCAAAGUAUAUAAAACAAUAAAUCUAUCGAAAACGAGCAAGACAAUACAACGGC
Anopheles stephensi (Asian malaria mosquito) is the source of this 6309-nucleotide messenger RNA. RefSeq names its product WD repeat-containing protein 7 (gene Rbcn-3B). NCBI's taxonomy places the organism in Eukaryota, Metazoa, Arthropoda, Insecta, Diptera, Culicidae. Gene Ontology annotation, cellular component: cytoplasm. The record is from RefSeq and is a predicted model, not a curated record. Bases 443 to 4864 code for a protein of 1473 amino acids. The transcript has 14 exons. Gene Ontology annotation, molecular function: protein binding.